This is a messenger RNA of Physcomitrium patens, 1440 nucleotides long. RefSeq lists its product as uncharacterized. Lineage: Eukaryota; Viridiplantae; Streptophyta; Bryopsida; Funariales; Funariaceae. The record is from RefSeq and is a predicted model, not a curated record.
CCUACAGUUCAUGUACACUAAAUGUGAGUAGAAGGGCCACAUGCACACCUCAUAAUGGAAUUGCGUCCUGUGUUUGUUUGUUCUUGUUUUUGUUUUUGUUUCUUUAUAUAUAUAUAUAUAUAUAUAUAUUUUCUUCUCCUUUGCUGUACUUGACAGUUCGGAGCCCAAUCAGCGUUGUAACCCCAUACACAGCCCUUCAACGUCCUUGGCAGCAGUGGACGCAGCUGCUCCGAAAUUCGCCACAGAUUUCUGCACAAUCCGUCAAUGCACCCCCAACACAGAUGCACAACACGUGGGAAGAGGAAUUCGAGUGGUGGGUUUCGGAUGAGACGUUGUGAUGGUUUUAGAAUUGGAAGCGAGUUGAGAUGAGUUCUGUUUGUGGGGGGGAGGGAGGGCUUGGUGCUAUGGAGGCGGAGCGUCCAAUGGAUCUGUCGGAAAAGGAGCGAGUUGAGAAAGCCGCGUUGCGCAAGCGGAGGCAGCAGGGGGUGGCAACUGGGACGUGCAGGUUCGCCGAGUUGGAGCAAGCGGUGCAUGAGAUUCGGCUUAAUACUCUACUGGUGCUUAAGACUCCUUAUUAUCGAAAUUGCAAAGCUGCACGCAACAUACGGAGAGGUGCGCAGUGGCAUCUGGAUGGUAUGCGAGUGAUACGAGAAUUGUGCAAGCAAAUGCGAUCGGAGACUGUGACGAUUGGGAAAGAGAGGAAGGAGAGGGGAGAUGGUGGUGCAGCUAAACGCAGGAAGUUAGGUGGACUGGGGGAGCCAGCUGGGAAUUCUAGCAUUCCUAGUGGAUCUGUAGGCAUCAAUACAGUAGUCGAAGGACCUUCUGCAGGUGGGAUAUUCGUCCCGUUGUCACAGAAUAACAAUCCGCCCGUCAUAACAGAGCUGGGUGACUCUCCCUAGUCCUCUGAAUUGAUCUGAGGAGAAAGUAUCAUCACUUCAAGAUUGGUGAGACGUAGGGGACGCACAAUUCACCAGAUCUCUUCAUGUGUAGGUGUUAAUUUCAAGGAGACUGCAAACCCUGAACCAUCAGCGUAAGCUCCCUCAUGGGCUUUAUCAACAUGCGUGCUCUACCGCUGGGAAACUCAUUAUUCCGUUGAUGCUGAGGGGGGGAGCAUCUCACUAAAUGAACGCAGUAUUAAUGGUUGGUGGUUCAGACGCAGAAGCCUUGGAUCUUUGGAACUUCUAAUUUGAAUUUGUACGCAUAAAAUUAAUCUAAACUUCCUGACUGUGAGGUAAUAUUCAAUAAUCAAAUACGUGUCCUGAGUAGGCCAUCGUAAUUUUAAGUAGGUAUGCUAUUAUUUCUCCACUACUUCUCUUUUCCGGUCUUACUCUAGCAGAACAUAGUUGCAUGAAUAUCUGCUACAGACCAGUGAUGGCAGGUGCGUUCUUAUUCGACGUCUAGUUUUUUUUGAGGCACAUAAUGAAUCGCACGUUCAAGGUG